CACGCACGUGACUCAUCUGUCUUGCCACGAUAUUGCAUUCGCACGUCUGUAAGCGUUCUGUUCGAUCCUUGAAAGGAAGACUUUUUGUUAACAGAUGGAUAUCAAGAAAGAGAUCAGUGUCCUGGGGCAAUGUUACUUACAUCAAUCCAAGUAUGUUGCCAUAGUAUUGCUGGAGGAGUGCUUGGCAUUACAACAGAAAUACCCUUCAGCUAAUGCUGUCAAAGUGGCGAAUACUAUGAGGCUGUUUGGUAGCUGUUUUAUGGAACAAAAACUGUCUGUAGCAGAAAGAUUAUUGAGAGAUUUUGUUGAUACAAAAAAUUCUGCUCUUCUGGAAGGUCAUCCUGAUCUUGAAUGUGGUCAGUUAACACUUGCUCAGUGUCUGCACCAUCAAGGUAAAGUAAGUGAAUCAAUCAAGCUGAUGGAGUGUGUCAGGAUCUAUAAAUCAUCUUUUCAUCUUGAACAUCGUCAUGUGGCUGCAGCUGUUAGUCAACUUGGAUAUUAUUUACUGGUAGCUGGACAUUUGGAUAAAAGCGAAAACAUUUGGAGAAUCUCUUGCCAUAGUCAGACAUUCACUACACAAGAAACAUCCUGAUACAGCAAUUGCAUUGAAAGGGUUGCAGAAUGUCUGAUGAGAAAAGGGAAGAACAUUGAAGCAGAAAAAGUUCUCUUUGAAGCUGUCAACAUUGAAGCAGUUUGGCUCCAUGAAAAUCAUCCCAACAAAAUCUACAGUCAGAAUUUGUAUGAGAAACUCAAAUGGUCAUUGUGGCGAGAUGUUGUAGAAGUGCAGUAUCCAACUGAAUAUCUACAAGGCAAAGUGGUGGAGUUUUACCUCACACUGAAAGCAGUUCACAAACUAUCCACAGCAGCUGAUUUGCCAAAUUCCCAUUUACCUUCUCACUCUCCUUCUCUUCCAGAUGAAGAACAGGAAGCAUCCUACUUUUGUAGCGAAGAGGGUCUACAUUCUUGUGGCUUUACAUCUUCAUCAACAUCACAAAGGGAUAGUACUUCAUCACAAAGAUCAAUAUUACAACAACCUGCCAAUGUACACACUGUCAGUCAAUGUGCUGUCGGUCCCAGUUAUAGCAAAGUUCAAGAGAAAAGCUCAUUGCUAGUUCGUCCUCUUGUUGGAAGUGAAGUUCCUUACACAGGAUGUACUUUCCGGUACAUAGAUACUACAGGUCAGACAGUUGAAGAAGUUCCAGGAGAAAGGCUGGAUAGUCGUACAAUAGAAACUGUUACUCCUGCUUGGCCACAUGCUGAUCGAGUGGAGAUACACAUAUUUUCCUCAGAUGGUCAAACUCGUUUGGGAUAUUUUGUACACGUUUUCAUUGAUCUGUCUGCAAAGGUGUUACCUGAUUAUGAGGGUGACAGCAGCAUGCUACCAGGAGUAGUAGAUCAAGGAAUAGAGAAAGAACAUCCUUCAGUUCGGCCAGUCUGUGUUGCGAAGACGAGGAGAUUGUCAAGUUAGAGACUUGCAAUCAAUUGUGUCUGAUUUACAGUUUCUUGAGGUUGGCAUGGAUGUCAGAAGUCAUUGGUAUGAGAUUGGUAUUCGUCUUGGAGUCGUAAAGAUCGUCGUCGUCCCCCCCCCCCCGUAACUAGGCUGCUCGCCUCAUACAUGUCUUCUCACUGUGGAGAAAACGAGAGCAGAAGGCAACUAUUGCAAUACUCCUGGAAGCAUGCAGACAAGCAAGUGUCGGUGCAGGCAUCAGAGAAAGCAGUGAAGAAGGCACUAAAUCAAAAGUGAAAUUGGAUGGAAUUACAUACACUCAAGGACUUGAAUUUCAGUUAAGUUUUUUACAUUUUUCUAUUGUAUCUAGACUGAUGUCAUUGACUCAAGGAUUUCCUAAUUGUUGCUAGUAACAUAUCCAUCUACUGUAUCACA
Molecule: messenger RNA, 1882 nt
Organism: Corticium candelabrum
Lineage: Eukaryota; Metazoa; Porifera; Homoscleromorpha; Homosclerophorida; Plakinidae
Exons: 13
Coding region: 629-1468 (279 amino acids)
Source: RefSeq, a predicted model, not a curated record